Messenger RNA from Rhipicephalus microplus (southern cattle tick), 6296 nucleotides. RefSeq names its product epsin homolog lqf (gene lqf). Gene Ontology annotation, cellular component: endosome; plasma membrane; clathrin vesicle coat. Lineage: Eukaryota; Metazoa; Arthropoda; Arachnida; Ixodida; Ixodidae. Gene Ontology annotation, molecular function: clathrin binding; phospholipid binding. Gene Ontology annotation, biological process: endocytosis. The record is from RefSeq and is a predicted model, not a curated record.
GAACACGUCGCAAACAUCAUACCGAUAGAGGAGCCAGAAGCUCUAGAAGUGUUACACCAUGAAGGCAAUGAAAUCCUCUGGUAUUUAGCAAUGAUAAUUUUGCAAAAACCACGCUUUGAAACACUGCUAUCAUCAUCAUCGGCAGUUUCGGCUUCCGGUAUGUUGUUUGCCUGCGUAAAGAUCCAUCCGCAGCCGACUUCCGCUGGAUGGGUCAACUGAUCAAAUGUAAAGACGGAAUGACAGCUUUCUCUUGUUGCCGACCGCAACUAAGUGUUCGACACUCGCCGUCAUGGUUGCGAGAGACCCUGGCCAACACUGGCAGGAUUUCACGAACGUGAAUGCCCAAUGAAGUGGACAAGAAAGCGUCUGCCACUGUGGCUCAGUUGCUAGAGCAUCAGGCGCGUUAUCCAAAGGCUGUUGUUUCCUGCCAGGCCACCACUGUGCUUCGUGCCACUGACGCCUCUCCGCCUACCACCGUGUCGCCACCCGGUCGUCGUCGCGUGACAUGCUGUCCCGGCCGUACAGUUGACGGCGACCCCUCGUCCCCACUCAUAUAUCUGUGACCUCUUUCACACCCUUCCCCGCCCCUGCGAUCUCGUCGCUGGCAGUCAAAAUUCCGAAGCCAGGCCCAGGCUCUUUUCGGAGGCGAGAUCAGUGGUGCCCCGAACUGUGAGUGCGAAUCCUGCCCUCCCAACCAGAAAUUCACGUAUUUGUAUCCGUACGUCGGCACAAAGUGCUGCUGGGAACAUCAAGCAAGGUGCGCUCGUCUUGCUUCAGAGGCAGACCACGUCGAGGAUUGCACCUUUUCGAGGUAAAGCAAUCAAGACCUGGUGAUCAGGCGCCACCAACCCUGAUGCUUGCUACACCCUGAAAUCGCCGUCCACGCUCCGUGUCGCUGCCGCCCUUCUCUUGGGAGACGCGGCGAAGAAGUACGUCUGCCCCCACCACUGGACUUGCCGUCUUCUGGACUGCCUCCGAGCAGCUCUCGCGUGUGCUGAUUCCUUCCCCAUCAGCGUUGUUGCCGUCAGUUCGCGUGCAGAGUUUCCAACCUGAGUACGAAUACGUAAAAUCCACGAAGCCAUUAAGACGACCACUCUAGCCGACAAACGUUGCAGUGUUGUCACCUUGCCCACAGUGCAUCGGUGGCACGUUUCACCAUAGCGCGUCGACAGUCCGUGACUCAUUCCGCUGCGGUGCCUCGUCGUGCUGGCCCCGCUGCUUGUCUUAGCGCCCUACGCCCGAGGAGGGUGAUACCGUGCCUAAGAACGAUCUACGGCAGCUUCACGUGUUCAUGAUGAAUGUGCACGGCCUCAGGCGCAACGUCAAGAAUGUGGUGCGUAACUACUCGGACGCCCAGGUCAAAGUUCGCGAGGCGACCUCCAACGACCCUUGGGGGCCCCCCUCGACCCUCAUGGGCGAGAUCGCCGACCUGUCGUACAAUGUGGUCGCCUUCACGGAAAUCAUGCAGAUGAUCUGGAAGCGGCUCAACGACCACGGCAAGAACUGGCGGCACGUCUACAAGGCACUGGUGCUGCUGGAGUACCUCAUCAAGACCGGCUCUGAGAAGGUGAGCCAGCAGUGCAAGGAGAACAUCUUUGCGAUCCAGACGCUGAAGGACUUCCAGCACACGGAGGACAACAAGGACCAGGGGGUGAACGUACGGGAGAAGUCCAAGCAGCUGGUGGCCCUGCUGAAGGACGACGAGCGGCUGCGUGCCGAGCGCACACGCGCCCUGAAGGCUAAGGAGCGGUUUGCGCAGGCCACGGCCCGCGUCGGCUCCGAGGCCCUGGCCAAGUAUGGCAGCUCCAGUCGACGGGACUCGUACAACUCUGAUGCCACGUCACCCAGAGGUGAGGACCUCUCGCCAGGCGAGGGUGAUGGUGCGAGCGGCCUCUCCUCAGAGCUGGAGUGCGCCCGUCCCCAGACGGCGGGCGAGGAGGAGCUCCAGCUCCAGCUGGCCCUGGCCAUGAGCAAGGAGGAGGCGGAGCAGGAGGAGCGGCUCCGCAAGCACGACGACCUGCGGCUCCAGAUGGCCAUCAACGAGUCGCAGCACACGACCGCGGCCAUGCCCAAUGGCGGAGCGUCCUCGUCGGGGGCCGGACCGUCUUCGUCCCAUCACCAGGCUGGGGCGGCAACGGGCCUGGACGACCUGCUGGGUCUCAACCUGGGGGCCUCGGGGGGACCCAGCGGUGCCGAUCCACCGUCGGUGACGGAUCCCUGGGGCAUGCCACUCUACGAUGGCGCGCAGGCUGCAGCUCCAGACCCGUGGUCGUCACCCACGGGCAGUCGGCCAGUCACAGUCGGUCAACCGAGUGACCCCUGGCAGUCGCCAACUUCCAAGCCAGCAAAUCAUGGAGACCCAUGGUCAACCAGCCAAGAUCCCUGGCGAUCGUCAGCAGGUGGGCCCACAACCAACGGAAAUGACCUAGACGAGUUUGACACCUUGAGCAAACGGUCGGCCGCUACCAGCCCCAUCUCUGAACAAACUGGUGUAGUUGGCGAUGCACUGGCAUUGGGUGGGUUACGCCGUGCCUUGCCAAGUGCGGAGGAAGACGAACUGAGCAAACGGAAAACGCCGGAGAGCUUCCUAGGUCCCAAUUCGAACCUGGUAAACUUGGACGCACUCGUGACAACGCGACCAGCAGAAGACUUUCCAUCUGCUGGGCCAGGUACAGUGGGCGUGGCACCGCCCGUUGCUGCGAAUCCGUUUGCGGCACCGCUUUCGGCACCGACGACGGGGCUGGUGACACCUGGCGCAGCGGCGGCGGCCAGCAAUCCGUUCCAGGCCUCCAAGCCACCCACAAUCAACCAGCUGCGACUUCAGAACAACAGCUUUGCGGCAACGCCUGUUGCGCCGGUCGUUCCUGCGACGACUACGACACUCCUGACGCACCCGGCUGCCCUGGUUCCACAGCAACCGCUGGCCCCACAUGGCGGUUACGUGGGGAUGCCUGCCGGCGCGACAGCAGUGGGCCAGCAGAACCCCUUCCUCUGAAGGCACUCGCAGCAGUAGUGGGGGGUUCUGCUUUUGCACUAGGACUGCGAUUAAAAAAAAAAAGCGCGACAGUCGGGCCUGCUGCUGGCUUACCUGGCAGUGUAUUGUCCUUGUUAAAAAAAAAAAAAAACAUUUUGCGUCACUCUGGAAAACCCCUUAUUUCGUCUUAGUUGGUGCGUGUGAAGAGAUCCGAGAUGGUUUUGCGCAUUUAGUGUGGUGAUGUUCCAUUACAUUUCUGUUUCUCCCUCAUGGCGCAAACGAAAAGAAAGACGACGUGUCAGCAGUUCCUUCUCAUACGUGGCGAGCUGUGAACUAUACUUCUUUUACCGUAUCGUGCGAAGCCGACCAGACUGAUGAUCUUGCCUGACCGUCAGACAAGGCACGAUGAUGCGAUGUUUGUGCUUGGGACAUCUUUAAUGAGGUGUAAAAGUGUACGGUAGAAAGUGAAGGGGCUGGUUAUACAUCGAGAAGUUUUAAUAUAUAUAUACACAUAACAUUAUACGGGGAACAGAAUUGAGCACGGUUGCAGUUCCCACCCAAGAUCUCCGAAAAGGAAUAGUCGUGCAUGUUAAAAUAUUUGGAAGUGGUGCUUGUUUUUUCUUCGUACUUGACAGAGCGUCGGUCUUCUUCAGAAUGACUGAGCAUUUACACGAGAUAGGCACAUAAAUGUGUUGACGGAGCGAGAUGUGGGGCAUGACAUCGUACAAGACUAAGCUCCCUUCCCGCGCCGUCUCAUCGAUGUGUCGAGCCACUAGAGUGACCCUGUUGGGGGUUCGUGGAAUAUUGGAAGAAACGAAAAAUUUGCAUUUCGCAGACUUUCUCCACCAUGUGUUUAUUUUUCGUGCAGUGUUGGCUGUGAGUAAGCAGGGUCCAUGUGUUGGCGAAUGUAGUGCCGAGUGUUACACAUUGUGUUUUGAGUUGUGGAUGGGCCCGACAAGAAGCGAAUGAAGAUGGCUUUAGUUGCAGAAGGUUGCGCUGCCUCGUUGAGCAAGAAGGGAGUCGCGACUUCUCAAUGUCGCCACUCUGCGAAGUUGUCACGAAAUACCACUGCGGCAAAACAUCUGCUGGUGGUGCUUCCUUACCAAGGCAUUGCUCUCGGUGGCCAUCACAGCCGUUACAUCAAGUGCGAGCGAUCCAACGAACGUUGACGCCUCAAGCGUGCACGCUCUGUAUUUUAGAAGCUGAAAAAGAACGAGCCAGCUCCUUUGGAGGUGUCUGCAUGAGGGAGUUUUUGCAAUUGUGGUUUGUGAAGCUCUUCGUGUUUACUCCGAGCCCCAUAGGGGCUUGAGUGGGUUACCCUGUGGUACAGGGUAAUCCGAAUGGCUAAUGUCUCCAAAACCAUGGUGGGUGACUAAGGUUGAUGGUAGCACCUAUCCCACCUUUUAAACCUAGUUCCAAGUGUUCCUUGCUUGAUGAACGCAGUUUUUGCAUGGCCGUGCAGUUUUAUCGUACACCAUGCGGUUGAAGCUGCAUAGGAAGCGAGACCAUUUGCUUCCUUACAAGUUCAGUGGUGGAGAACUUGAAUAGUCCCGCCUGUUCAUUAUUUUUUACACUGUGUUAAAAAAAAAACAUAUUGCACGACAUUUUGCGCUUAGACGCGUCUGCUCUCAGCUCGGGGCCAUUUGCGAAUGUUUUCGUCUACUUGCCAUGUCGCAUCUUACACUGCGAGCAAUGUUGGUUGCUGCAUUUCACCCCUAAACUCUGUCUUGCGCGGGCGUACGUACCCGUGCUGGCUGAGGAAAUCCAGAGAAGGCUUUUGAAGGGAAAAAAAAAAGAAAAAAAAAAUUGAUCUGCACGUUUAUGGCUAUCACUAGUUACGCUUUUCAGUUGAGCACUUUUUACCAUACCACUGAUAUUGCCAGCCUCCUGAUGUGUACUGGGGUUGCGCGCGUUUUUUGCAACACAAUGAAGCUCGCCGCCGUGACGUAUGGACUCUCUGGCGGCAGCAGCGAAAAUGAGCGUCGCUCUUUUUGUGUGGGUGUAUGGCUGUGUGUAGCCACAGCUUGCUGUGGGGCCGGCUCGUGUCAUUUUUUUUUCAAGCAUGAAUGUACUAGCAUAGAUCCUUUGUAUCACCUGUUCCUAGUUAAAAGAAGAUAUUCGCACUGAAAGCUGUCCACCAUUAUCUACAUGUCCGACGUGUGGGCUUAGUGUACAAAGCUGCAUUGUAUCUAUUUGCUUUUUACAGGACGGGGGUGGGCUUUGAUAGUGCACCUGCAUAGGUGAAUGUGCCACGCUAAGAACUAACGUUUUUGGGCAGGGUUGGGUCGUUCACGUGAAUGUACCGUAUGCAGGGGGCACAUGCUGGUGUUUGUGUGCUAGCAUUUAGAGGUGUUGAAUACGUGCUUUUGAAAGCAUGAUGCGAAGGAUUGUAACCUUGUGUAGACUUGUACAAAAGGAUGCCCGACGAGGGACGUGUGCGGGUCAGUUUUUUGUGUGGCCGCGUGGGUACGGAUGUCGCUGACUCUCCUCGAGAAUGUAGUCGCGGAGCCAUAGGUGCUCGGCAGCUUGCAGUGUUGGAAAAAAAAAAAUGGUGGAUGAACAAAGCGUGUGAUCUUCCACUUGAAUGCAGAACUGUCUUGCAUGGUUAAUUAUCACUAUUGGUACGGACGUAAACAAAUGCCGUGUUGAGUAAGCCACCCCAAUCAGGCAAUCGCCGAUAUGGUUAGAGUGGCCACCGGCAUUUGCUAGCACGUUUGCAAUCCACUGCUUUUUAGCUUACAUCGGCGUUAUGGUGUCAAUGCAAGAGCCGUUGGUAUGCAUCAUGGAAUUCGACAUUCCGUCACAACAAUCCGUGAAACGUGCAUUGCAAGUGUUUUCUUAAAUGAUGAGUGUUUGUCUAAAAUGUGAAAGUGUGCUUUGUUCUAAUGAGGGCAGAAAAAAAACUUAUGUUAGUGCAUGUGGACUUGUUUUUUGCUAAUGAAAUGAACUACUUCUAUUUACAGAGUUUUAUUAUAGCUUUUAUAAAUGUAGAGUUGCUAAUUGCUUAUACUGCAAGUCCUUUGAAUGGAAGAUGUGUGUCUUAUUGCUCCUUUAGUGAAGAUGUUUUGUUCUUUGUUUUGAAUGUGUGGGCGUGAGUGAAUGUACGUUCAAGUGCGUUGCAUACUCUUGUUUCGAAUGACUGAGAAACGUUGCAUGGUAUAUCUGUUGCAAUGCCGGCCAGUGCUAACAUUAAAGAAAUACGUUGCGGAAUGUUCUCUCAGCUGUGGAACGGAAGGGGGGGGGGGAGGAGACGUCUGUUGUGUGUCACUCAAGAGGACUGGUAGGAAUGCAGAGAUAAAAAUAAAACGAUGCGCUCUGUUCA